AUGACGCAGGAACUGACCCAGACCAGGCAGUUCGUGACCAACCAACAACUUCAGAGGAAACAAAUGCUCAUGGAUGUUCUUCACCCCAGAAAGGCAACUGUACCUGAGACAGAAAUUCAGGGAAAACUCGCCAAAAUGGACAAGAACAUACCAGAUGUCAUUUUGUAUUUGGUUUCAGAACCCAAGUGGGUGGUGGCGAGACAACUGGCAAAGAAAAAUGAACCCAGCCAUAGCCCUGCAGGACAUGGCCUGUGUGAGCAGGAAAGGACCUCAAGAAAACAGGGAAAGGAACGCAAGAACAGAAUGAAGGCGGUCAGGGGGACUGCCAAAGCUAGUGUUGGUGCUGGCAACAAGCGAGCUGGAGAGUGGACCACAGAAGGAGUAAAGAUUCUGCAGUGA
Mustela lutreola (European mink) is the source of this 399-nucleotide messenger RNA. Its product is annotated as small ribosomal subunit protein eS24-like. Lineage: Eukaryota; Metazoa; Chordata; Mammalia; Carnivora; Mustelidae. Gene Ontology annotation, biological process: translation. Gene Ontology annotation, cellular component: ribosome. The coding region runs from base 1 to 399 and encodes 132 amino acids. The transcript has a single exon. The record is from RefSeq and is a predicted model, not a curated record. Gene Ontology annotation, molecular function: structural constituent of ribosome.